Molecule: messenger RNA, 684 nt
Organism: Lachancea mirantina
Lineage: Eukaryota; Fungi; Ascomycota; Saccharomycetes; Saccharomycetales; Saccharomycetaceae
Source: the annotation of a GenBank genome assembly
AUGGCUAUAACGAUCAGACGCGCAACGAUUGAGGACCUGCUGUGUAUGCAGAAUGCUAACUUGAACAAUCUGCCCGAAAACUAUCUUUACAAAUACUACAUGUACCACAUUUUAUCCUGGCCAGAAGCGUCUUUUGUCGCAACUACCACUGCUGUGGGAAACGAACUAGGGACUGAACUGGACGAGUUUGAAGAGAUUACACAGAAUGAAACUAAGCUCUCGGUAAAACUGGAUCCAUGCUACGUGCGGCCCGGUGAAAAACUAGUUGGAUACGUGCUUGCGAAAAUGAACGACGAUCCGUCGCAACAACAGGAAGAGGCCAAUGGCCACAUCACGUCCUUGAGCGUCAUGCGCACUUACAGACGCAUGGGGAUUGCUGAAAAGCUUAUGAGACAGGCGCUCUUCGCACUGUGCGAAGUGUACCAGGCGAAAUACGUGUCCUUGCACGUGAGACAGUCGAACCGGGCCGCUUUGCAUCUUUACAGAGACACACUGGAAUUCGAAGUGCUCAACGUAGAGAAAAGCUAUUACCAGGACGGAGAAGACGCGUACGCCAUGAGGAAACAACUUGUGCUCUCAGAGCUGGAGCCACACAAGUUCCAGCACGGAGAGCUAGAGGACGAUCUCGAAAGCGAUUUGCUUGAGAGUCUGCUGCAUGAAGGUGUUGACCAGAUCACGGUCUAG